AUGGGCGUGGCGGGGCAAGUGACCGCUGCUGCGGCUAGCAGAGCCUGCGUGCGUGCCGCGCAGUCCACCGGGCGGCGCAUCGGGGCGCGGAGGGCGUCUGUAGGGCGCGGCAAGUACGUGUGUGCAGCUUCCGGGGGCAAGGACGGGACGGACAGGUUCACCGACGUCGUUCUGGAGAAGAAGCGGCAAGAGAUGGCUGAGAAGCGCGCCAGCGAGGAGUCGGUGUCCUUCGAGGAGGCGCUCCGGAUGAAGAAGGGGCAAGCGCGGGCGCGCAAGAGGAAGGCGCAGGUCAACGUGAACGCGCCGGAGGUCGACAAGGCCUACAAGACCGCCCCCGAGGACCGCCCGAUCGAGUCGCAGGCCGAGGCGGCGUACCUCCAGUUCCUCACCGCGUACUUCGUCGGGAUUCUCGCCAUGGGGGUGUUCCUCGGGGGCUCUGGGUUCCUCUCGGACGAAGCUGACCGCAUCGCACAGGACUUUGUUUACCCGGCGUUCUCGCCGGUCGUCGGCGGCUUCCUCUUCUUCUCGUCCUUGUACGGCAUCUACAAGGCCUACGGCCCCGGGCGCGCUCCAUAG
Molecule: messenger RNA, 576 nt
Organism: Pedinophyceae sp. YPF-701
Lineage: Eukaryota; Viridiplantae; Chlorophyta; Pedinophyceae
Source: the annotation of a GenBank genome assembly